GAAAAUAAAAAUACAGUUGUAGAAAAUACAGAAAUUCCAGUUAACACACAAAAAUGGAUAUUACAACUAAGGACGAGCUGGAGGUCAUCGACUGCUCCAAGAUGCCGCUGGAUCGCAUGGAUCUCAUACGGCGCACCCUGAAAUGUCUCACCAUUGAAAUCUUUGACUAUGACGCGGCUGUCAGCUUUACGGGUGAAGAGGAGGAGCUAAGUAUUGAGCCGACACCAGACACAGAGGAUGCCAUACAGGAUGACGAAGAUCGUGCGAUACGUGCGGUGGCUGAAAUUGACUGUUUGAUACAGCGCAUAGAACUAAUGCAACUGGCCAUUAGGCAUCGGCCGAAUGAAGAUAUGUCCGAGAAGCGAAUGGCAGAGGAAGAAAAACAGCAAGAGGAGGAAUAUCUAACUAGAUUUCAGCUGAUAUGCAAGGAGGUUGAGGGGAAAAGGAAGCAACUGGGGGUCAAAAUAGAAGUCGCGGAACCAAAGCCAGAACAGCCACAUCCCCUGGAGCUAACCUGCCAGGAAAAGCUCGAAGUGCGUAGGUUGCAGCACGCUUAUCACCGCCUGCAGUGUGAAAUAUCUGACCUGAUCUCCAGCUAUCAAAAGCUGCGCAGCAUCCCGCGUACAUUCCGCCUGCACCUGUGUGCUAUGAACAAACAGCUCCGCCUGAUGUCGACCCGUGUCCAAGGCUUCAAUAAGUGGACCAAACAGGUGCACAGCGAAAUCCGCGAAUGUCUGGAGCGCUAUCAGCAUCUGAUGCAUCACAAAAUAUCCAAAAUUGAGGCACAAAAAACGGCCAAGGUGCACAUUUACCGGUUUUUUGCACGUAACAAAUUCUUCCUCAUGAAAAGUCGCAUGCCGCGCGAAGUGCGCGAUUUUCGCGGUGAAAUCGAUGACUUGUGCAGCUUUAUAACCGAUUUGAGCGUGGAAAUGGAGCAACGGUUCGAUAAGUUCGAGCAAUCGAAUAGGGCCAAGAAUCAAUGUAGCAAUGUAGAGAACGAUUUGAAUGCACCACUGGAGGAAAUGCAUUCGGCACUGUCGGCGGUUAUCAAGGGAAAACCCAAUAAGUUUAAGAAAUUAAAAAAUAGUACAAAUUAGCACCACGAAGGUGAC
This is a messenger RNA of Drosophila guanche, 1112 nucleotides long. RefSeq lists its product as uncharacterized. The record is from RefSeq and is a predicted model, not a curated record. Bases 54 to 1097 code for a protein of 347 amino acids. Lineage: Eukaryota; Metazoa; Arthropoda; Insecta; Diptera; Drosophilidae. The transcript has a single exon.